AUGGAAUUGUUACCGCAGGGACAGAGGAACAACACUCAGGUAACGUUUGAAGACCAACAGAAGAUCAACGAGUUCUCGAAGUUGAUCAUGCGUAAGGACGCUAUUGCGCAGGAAUUGACGUUACAGAGGGAAGAGAAGGAGUACCUUGAUGAUGUUUCCCUAGAGAUCGAAUUGAUUGGCGAAGAUGAGCCCGUGCAAUACAAGGUGGGCGACCUCUUCAUAUUCAUGAAGCAGAGCAAAGUUACCGCACAGCUGGAAGAAGACGCAGAACGUCUCGACAACAAAAUACAGACUUUGGAGGACAAACAAAGAGACAUUGAUUCCCGUCUUGAUGCUCUGAAGGCGGCCCUAUAUGCUAAAUUUGGUGAUAAUAUCAACCUUGAACGUUAG
Messenger RNA from Saccharomyces paradoxus, 390 nucleotides. RefSeq names its product tubulin-binding prefolding complex subunit GIM3 (gene GIM3). Gene Ontology annotation, biological process: protein folding. The transcript has a single exon. The coding region runs from base 1 to 390 and encodes 129 amino acids. Gene Ontology annotation, cellular component: prefoldin complex; cytoplasm. Lineage: Eukaryota; Fungi; Ascomycota; Saccharomycetes; Saccharomycetales; Saccharomycetaceae. The record is from RefSeq and is a predicted model, not a curated record.